Messenger RNA from Gigantopelta aegis, 2310 nucleotides. RefSeq names its product putative oxidoreductase YteT. Bases 120 to 1439 code for a protein of 439 amino acids. Gene Ontology annotation, molecular function: nucleotide binding. NCBI's taxonomy places the organism in Eukaryota, Metazoa, Mollusca, Gastropoda, Neomphalida, Peltospiridae. The transcript is spliced from 14 exons. The record is from RefSeq and is a predicted model, not a curated record.
CGGGAAGUAAAAACAUUAGCACGUUGACAGUCGAUGUGACAGCAGGACGGUGUGGACGUUUUUGUUGAUUACACCGAAGUGGUAAACAUUUAAAAUUGCCAAACUGUUACGGUGUUAUUAUGUCAAACAUUCUGUCACGUGAAAAGGACAGCAAAUCUCCUCCAUUGAAAGCUGUCACUUGUCUCCUUGUGGGUGCGGGAAUUCGUGGUCAUGGAUACGCAGCUUAUGCUUUGUAUUAUCCAGACAAAUUUAAGAUUGUCGCUGUCGCUGAACCUAGAGAUUUUCAGAGGAACCAGGAGAAAGAACAACACAAAAUAGACGAUAAGUUUUGUUUCAAAGACUGGCGCGCUGCAGCCGGCAAGGAGAAGCUUGCUGAUUGUGUCAUCAUCUGUACAGUAGACAGAGAGCACAAGGAACCUGCUGUUGCCUUUGCAAAGAAAGGUUAUCACAUUCUGCUGGAAAAACCCAUGGCUGUGACAGAAGGUGACUGUCGUGAGAUAGUGUCCACAUGUAAAAACAACAAUGUCACACUGACUGUGUGUCACGUUCUACGAUACACUCCCUGGGUCAAGAAGAUCAAGGAAAUUAUCGACAGUGGCGCCAUCGGAGAUGUUGUCAAUAUACAGCACACCGAGCCUGUAGGUUUCUGGCAUUUUGCUCACAGUUUUGUUCGUGGGAACUGGAGAAAUGAAAGUCUCAGUGCUAAUUCUUUGCUGGCCAAGUGUUGUCAUGACGUCGACCUCAUCAAAUACUGGAUGGGUCCCAAACGAUGCAUUGCAGUGUCGUCAUUUGGAGGUCUCGCUCAUUUCAAAAAGGAGGAUAAACCACCAGGGGCUGCAUCGAGAUGUUUGGAUUGUCCUAAGGAAAUUCAGUCAUCUUGUCCAUACUCAGCUAAAAGACUAUACCUGAAUUCUGGAAGGACGGGGUGGCCGGUCUCCGUUUUAACAGAUGUUCCGGAUAUCGAGAGUAUAACAGAGGCUCUGAAAACAGGACCAUAUGGUCGGUGUGUCUACGAGUGUGAUAACGAUGUUAUGUCACACCAGGUAACAAACUUUCAGUUUGAAGGUGGAGCCACUGCUUCCUUGACGAUGAUGGCCUUUACUAAGAGACUGUGUGAACGUGAGGUCAAAGUGUAUGGGACAAAAGGGGAAAUAACCUGUGAUGCUGCUUCUCUGAAAACUCUGAAAGUGUUUGACUUCGUUACAGAACAGACAACCACUGAAGAGCUUGGUAGAGAAUCUUUGGGUCUUCUCAGUGGACAUGGUGGUGCGGACUUCCAUCUCGUAAAUAGCUUUGUGCAUGCACUGCUGGAAGGCCGAAAGGAUCUGGUCCUGACCGGGGCAGACGACACUCUCGGCAGCCAUCUUCUAGUUUUUGCUGCGGAGAAAGCUCGGAAAGAAAACCAAGUAGUGACCAUCAAUCCAGACGGUUCAUUCUAGAGAACGAAGCAAGCAAGUGUCCUUCGAUUUCACGGAAACAGUCAUUUCUGGUACUGUGUCGGUAAAUUCACGGAAACAGUCGUUUCUGGUACUGUGUCGGUAAAUUCACGGAAACAGUCGUUUCUGGUACUGUGUCGGUAAAUUCACGGAACCAAAAAUUUGCUUCCCAUGAUUACUAUAUCGACUAUUCAACGAAAAAAUUAUAUAUACAGUUUCCGAUGGGUUCCCAUGAUCACAAGGCACGGACCCAAAAAGGUUUUCCUAUGAAAUUUGAAAUCCUAUGCAGUGGCAUUAGAAAGGUGCCGGGGGAGGGGGGUGGCACAGUUUUAUAUUUACACACCAUUACACUAUUAUAAAGCAAAUAUAAAGAGAAAUAUCUGAAAAGUGGGGAGCACAUGCCCCCCUUGCCUGCCCCCCCGCCCCUUCCUACACCAGUGCUGUGGCCUGCAUUAGGAUUUGUUUCAAACCAACUCGUAAGCUAAAUGGUGUCCCAACAGCCGCACAUGUAGUAUUCUCUGUCAUAGAUGCAUGGACGCCUCUUAAAGUUGACCACUGCCUUCAACCUCUUACAGAUUAUUACUGAUGGUCUUCGUUCCCCAACAAAUGAUGACUUGCGCUGAACUCGGACUGCGAAGAAUAUUUGUCCAGUAACACCCCCAGCACAUUGUUUAAUCAGCAAAUAUCAGGGGCGAAGUUUUUGACAGUUAUGACCCGUGGUAUAGCAUGUUAAGUGAUGGAGAGAAACUGGUGUCGUGGUUAAGCCAUCGGACAUAAGCCACCCAGAGUGAGUUUUAAUGACUCAAUCAGGAGGUGUAAGACCACUAUACCCUCUUCUCUCUAACUAAUCACUGACCACUAACAAAUAACUGUC